This is a messenger RNA of Ceratotherium simum simum (southern white rhinoceros), 1159 nucleotides long. It is a transcript of the gene C19H6orf163, whose product is annotated as chromosome 19 C6orf163 homolog. Lineage: Eukaryota; Metazoa; Chordata; Mammalia; Perissodactyla; Rhinocerotidae. The record is from RefSeq and is a predicted model, not a curated record.
UCUAGCUUUCUUAAAACUUCUAGCUUUUCUUGAAACUACUUUUUCUGAUCCUAAGAGUAUUUUAGCUGUACAUAGUAAAAGACAUCUUAAGUUUAAUUAUGAUCAGAAAUCCAAAUUAUACAAGCUUUGUUUGCUGUGCUGUUUGUAAUAAAAUAAUCCCUCCAGCCCCUUUUGGGGAAGCCUUCAAACGGAUCCAUGAAUACAAGCCAUUUAAGACACGCUUUUACACUCACAAAGAUAUACUGGGUAUCGGGGCAGAUAUUCUGAAUAAAGAAGAGAAAUUUCAAGAGGCUAUACUCAAAGAACUUAUUGCAAAAGCAGAAGCUAAUGUAUGGGCUCAGGCUGACGAACGCCAAAAGCAAGCAGUGGAGGAAGCCCUUGAAGAAGUGAAUGACAAACACAAAAUUAAAAUUCAGAUUCUAGAAGAGGAACAUCAAAAAGAUUUACAGGAAAUGGCAGCUAAAACCAAGAUGGAGAUGCAUCAACACAUGGAAGAUGAACUGAAGAGAGAACACUUGGCUGCGGAACAACGCAUGGUCCACAGAAUCCAAAGGCUUAUGAUGGAGUGCCACAGGGAGAAGAUCCAGGCUGUGGAGAAGGCCAGGGCUGAAGAGAGGCGGAUGGCCCAGGAAGUAAUCCAGGACCAGAGAAGAAAGACCAUGGAGGAACUUGUGGACACUAGUAUGACUGGUAUUAAGGAUCAGAAGAAGAGUGUGAGCCACUUGAUAAAGGAAAAAGAACAAGAAAUGAAGAUCUACUAUUGCAUGGUUCAGAGGCAGAAGCAGGAGGAGGUUCAGGAAGUGCUUCAAGAAGCAGAGAAAACACAUCAGGCCUCGCUUGGAAAUGUGAUGGAUGAACUGGUUAACACUCAGGGGGAGCUGCUGUCCUUAGCGAAACAACUGGGAAUUAUGACAAAUUGGAAAGAUUUCCUGGAGGAAGAAUUACAGGAAACAAGGGUGGCAUUUCAAAAAUACAUCAAUUAUACAUUUCCUAAGCUUUCACCAGGACACGCAGAUUUUAUUCUGCCAGAAAGAAAGAAAACACCUUCCAAUCUUAUUAUUCAGGAAAACAAAACAACUCUUGAUUAGAAGAAGUCUUCAACUGAAAUUUCACUACAAAAGACAUUGUUCCAAAGACUAAAUAAAUGCACUCAAAAACC